GAAAGAUGAACAAAAAGAGAAGAUAAAGUAUAUAAUGUAAAUAAAGGAAAUUACUUUGAAGUAAUAAGAUUUAAUAAGGUAAAAUAAAAUAAGAAUAAAUAGAGAGGCAUAAAUAAAUAUUUUAGCAAGAUAUUCUGUAACUAGGACAAAAAUUAGAAUGAUAAAAAUAUAACUGGAAGUAAAAAUUCCAAAGAGAACAAAAAAAGUCAUAUUCAUGAACUACAUGGGAUACUAAGAAUAAAAACAUUUCAUAAAUAUAUUAAAUGAAGAUCCAAUCUGAUUCUGUGUUUAUUCAAAGGAUUCAAUUGAAAUUCAAUACUUUUAAUAGCAAUGAUAUUAAAUAUCUAGAGGAGUACUAAUUAUUUUAAUUAUGCUGUUAAAGAAUAAUUAUUUAAAACUUGUGGUAGUGAAUUACAUUUAUACGUUUACUGCUAAAUACAAAAUUCCUGGCAUUAAAUUAAACUAGUAUCGGU
Paramecium sonneborni is the source of this 473-nucleotide messenger RNA. The record is from the annotation of a GenBank genome assembly. Lineage: Eukaryota; Ciliophora; Oligohymenophorea; Peniculida; Parameciidae.